Messenger RNA from Gymnogyps californianus (California condor), 1581 nucleotides. RefSeq names its product BLK proto-oncogene, Src family tyrosine kinase (gene BLK). Gene Ontology annotation, biological process: innate immune response; cell surface receptor protein tyrosine kinase signaling pathway; protein phosphorylation. Gene Ontology annotation, cellular component: extrinsic component of cytoplasmic side of plasma membrane. The coding region runs from base 1 to 1581 and encodes 526 amino acids. NCBI's taxonomy places the organism in Eukaryota, Metazoa, Chordata, Aves, Accipitriformes, Cathartidae. The transcript is spliced from 13 exons. Gene Ontology annotation, molecular function: ATP binding; signaling receptor binding; non-membrane spanning protein tyrosine kinase activity. The record is from RefSeq and is a predicted model, not a curated record.
AUGGAGCAUCUGUCAUGGGUCGGACCAGUGGUUCGUCCGUCCUCGGAUCGUGUCUCCAGGAGCAGCUGCGUAGGAAGCAGGAUGGGGUUGCUCGGGAGCAAAAAUCAGCUGACAUCCAAUGAGAAACACACUUUUGGAAGCAACCCAAAAAACAAGAGUAAACCUCCUCCCGCCCCACCCAAGGGCAGACAAUUUAUCAGCAUCCCUCAUCUAAACCAAGCCUCUGUGCAAGAUAACUUGGUUGUGAUUGCACUGUACGAUUUUCCUGCCUCAAGUGACCGUGACCUGCAGCUGGUCAAGGGGGAAAAACUCCAAGUCCUCUCCAAUGAGGGGGACUGGUGGCUGGCAAAAUCCCUCAGCAGCGGGAGGAAAGGCUACAUCCCCAGUAACUUCGUUGCACAAGUAGACAGUUUGGAAGAGGAAAAGUGGUAUUUUAGAACUCUGAGCAGAAAAGAUGCUGAACGGCUGCUGUUGUCUUCUGGUAACAAAGUCGGGUCCUUCCUUGUCCGAGAGAGUGAAACCAGCCAAGGUGCCUAUUCCUUGUCUGUGAGAGACAGCGACUCUGCUCACGGGGACAUCAUCAAACACUACAGGAUCCGCUCCUUAGAUGGCGGGGGGUAUUACAUCUCCCCCAGGAUGACUUUCUCCAGCCUGCCAGAACUAAUCCAUCAUUACAGCCAGAAAGGGGAUGGCCUGUGCCAGCGACUCACAGCUCCCUGCAUAUCCCUGGUUCCCCAGAGACCCUGGGCACAGGAUGAAUGGGAGAUCCCACGGGAGUCUCUGAAGCUUGUAAAGAAACUUGGCAGUGGGCAGUUUGGGGAAGUGUGGAUGGGCUACUACAAGAACAACAUCAAGGUGGCUGUGAAGACCAUGAAGGAGGGCAGCAUGGAUCCUGAUGCCUUCUUGGCAGAGGCAAACUUGAUGAAGAGACUCCAGCAUAACAAACUGGUCCGACUAUAUGCAGUAGUCACGAAGCAGCCUAUCUACAUUGUGACAGAGUACAUGGCCAAUGGGUGUUUGCUGGAUUACCUGAAGACAGAAGAAGGAAGCCAACUGAAUCUCCCCAAACUCAUUGAUAUGUCUGCUCAGGUGGCAGAGGGAAUGGCGUACAUCGAGCGCAUGAACUCCAUCCACCGUGACUUGAGAGCCGCCAACAUCCUCGUCUCAGAGACGCUCUGCUGCAAAAUUGCCGAUUUUGGCCUGGCCAGGAUCAUCGAGAAUGAAUACUUGGCACAAGAAGGUGCCAAAUUCCCCAUCAAAUGGACAGCGCCGGAGGCCAUUAACUUCGGAGUUUUCACCAUCAAAUCUGACGUGUGGUCUUUUGGGAUCCUCCUGACAGAAAUCAUAACCUACGGCAGGAUCCCUUACCCAGGGAUGACCAACCCCGAAGUGAUUCGCAACCUGGAGAGGGGCUACCGCAUGCCCUGCCCGGACAUGUGCCCCGGCGAACUCUACAAUAUCAUCCUGAAGUGCUGGCGAAACAAGCCCGAGGAGCGCCCGACCUUUGAGUACCUGCAGUCGGUCCUUGAGGACUUUUACACUGCCACGGAGAAGCAGUAUGAGCCGGAGCCUCAGCAGUAA